AUGGGCCGUCAGUGCGGGGCCCCGGGGCGCGGCCCGGGGGAGAGGGGGCAGCGCGGGGAGCCGGGGGCGGCCAUGGGAGCGGGACGCGGGGCUCGAGCGUGGCCCCGCCCCGGCCGCCCGGCCGCCCCGCCCCGGCCCGCCCUCCCCAGCGCCGCCACCUCCCCGGCCGCUGCGGGCCCUCCUGGUUCCUCCGCGAGGCCGGAGGGGCGGAGCCGACUGCGCACGCCCCCUUCACCCCGCCCUCGCGCCGAGCCGGGCCAGCAGGUGAAGGGUGGGGUCCGGGUCCGCGCCUCUGAGUCCCCACGCGGAGGUUUGGCCUGGCUGGAGCGGGCCGGGAGCCCAGUGACCCCAGCUCCACCCUCACUCGGGCCGCAGAGAAGAUUUUCCUUCAGCUCCCGCCUAAAGCGCUGUGGUGACGCCCCGCGAGGCAGGUCCGGGCGGCGCGCCGGGUGCUUUCAAGUCCCUGGUCCCGGGCUUGCAAGUGCGGGCCUGCGCCCGGCGCGGCUGCAGGAGCAUCUGCCCUCGUGUGCCGACUCGCGGAUCCCAGAGCGGGGCUGGGGCGGUCCCGGCCCGCGGGCUCUCCGGCCCCCCUUAGUCCCCCUCGGUCCCUGCGCCCCCUUGCCACCCCGGAGCCGCCCCAUCGCCCACUCCCUGGGUCCGCCUCUUCCCACCUCACCCCCCAUGCUGUUCCCAAGGCUGGGCCCCAAAGCCACACCUUCUUCCCACGAGGCCUCUCAAUCUUCGUCCCUUUCCACCCACGCGACCCAGAACUGA
This is a messenger RNA of Rhinolophus ferrumequinum (greater horseshoe bat), 774 nucleotides long. RefSeq names its product collagen alpha-1(I) chain-like. The transcript is spliced from 3 exons. The record is from RefSeq and is a predicted model, not a curated record. Lineage: Eukaryota; Metazoa; Chordata; Mammalia; Chiroptera; Rhinolophidae. The coding region runs from base 1 to 774 and encodes 257 amino acids.